Cyclocybe aegerita is the source of this 933-nucleotide messenger RNA. NCBI's taxonomy places the organism in Eukaryota, Fungi, Basidiomycota, Agaricomycetes, Agaricales, Hemipholiotaceae. The record is from the annotation of a GenBank genome assembly.
AUGUCUUCGUCAGAGUCGUCGUCCGCGCCCUCCCAGCAGCAGCAACAACAACAGCAGCGGGUGCGCAAGCCGCCCUUCGCUGACUGGCCGACGAUAAAGAUCCUCACGCCGCCUCAGGGCCGGUUCUCACCCAAGAUUGACGAAUGGUGCUUCACGUUCUGCUCACAGAGCGUCACGGGCCGCAUCCACAACAAGGAGCCCGAGUGUCGAUCAGUGUGCAUCCGCAAGGUGUUCCCGCACGAAGUGCGCAACGUCCUCUCAUUCAAGCGGCACAGCAACCUCAGCACGGACGGAAAGGCCAAGUACCCACUCCCUGCGGAAGGCCAGUCGACUAACCUGCCCCGGCUGCUUGGCGGGACGCCGAAGGAUGAUUCCGACGACAACCCCAAGGCUUCCGGCGCCCCUCCGACAAAGUACUGGGACGAAGGGUGGUAUCUCUGGACGGGCAAGGGACGAUGGGCAAGCAUGCAGAAGACGGAGAAGAUGAUGUUCGAUCUGGGCAGGCAGCAGCAAUUGGAGGCGACGAGAGAGAGCAGGAGGGAGAUUUGGCAGGAUUACGAAGAACGUCUGAAACAGAACUCUGGGGAAUCGUCGGAGCGACUUCAGCCGGCAGGGCAGUGGUGGGGUCCUAUCAUCCCUCCCAAGACAAUGUCUGACGCUGGCUCACCGUCACUCCUGGUGCCACUACCCCCUGAAUUCCCUUCGCUCACUGAGAAGAUCAACAAACUCCUCGCACCGACACACCACGCCCUUGGUAUACUACAGGAAAGCAUAACGUCUGGAGAACAAAAAGAGUUCGCUCUGCGCGUUUGGGAGAAGGCGCAGACGGAGGAGCCCUUUGUUCUUGCUUCAAGAUCGUUGUCUCGCGCUUGGGAGACCUGGACAAAGCGCGACGUACCUGAAGAAGACGAUGAAAAGAAGGGUCCAACAUAG